GACACGGCUCUUCCCACUGUGCAGACUCAGCCCGUUUCAGACGAAGAUGAGGCGAGGCCUCCGGCGAUUCCCCUCCCCUCCGCCCCCAUGCACAACAAAACCGCCGGCGGCGACUUUGCCCUGCGGUCGAUGAUCGAAGAGAACGCCUUCCAAGCGUUGAGCGACGGGCCCUGGGCGAAGCGGCCCCGCCUGUCGCUCUGCGAGGAAGCCGGCCUGGAAGACAACGAUUUCCUCUCGCUGACUUUCCCCAAGAAGCUCUGGAAGAUCGUGGAGAGCGAGCAGUUCAAGUCUCUCUGGUGGGACGACGAGGGCAGCUGCGUGGUGAUCGACGAGGAGCUGUUCAAGAAGGAGGUGCUGGAGCGCAAAGGGCCCAUGCGCAUCUUCGAGACGGACUGCAUGAAAAGCUUCAUCCGCCAGCUGAACCUCUACGGCUUUAGCAAGAUGAGGCAGAACUUCCAGCGGUCGGCCUCCCUGGUCGAGUUUUUAGCGGAGGAAAAGGCCGCUUACGCGUUCAGCAAGCUCCAGUUCUACCAUAACCCCAAUUUUAAGAGAGGAUGCCCCCACCUUCUCGCGAGGUGCAAGCGAAGAGUUGGAAAAAACAUGCCGCCCGUUGCUUUCUCGCUAGAGGAAGAUUUCGGCGAAAUCUGUCUGAAGAGCAGGUCCGGAAGCCCAGAAGGUCCACCUUCUCUGGGGUCUUCUUCCCGGGAAAACAGCUUCCUGACCACUUCUCCCAAAGAUAAGAUGCACAAACUUGGUCUUCGGAAGCCACCUGUGACCAAAGGCCUUGCUGGAACGGUAGGCCGUCUGAGAAGCGGGUUCGCGCCUUCUCCGACCCCUUUGAGGUCUUCAGAUCAGGGUCCACCCGAGGACACUGAGAACAAGAUCAACCAGCUGGCGCCUUUCCACUUGCCCCAGCACCCCAACCAUGCUCGAGUCAACACCCAUGAGAUCGAUUCCACCACCACCACGUCAGCUACCUCAUUGUAUCACGUCAUACCUCCCGUCCCCAACAGCCACUUUGCGCCAAUGAUUGGGCUGCCCGCCUUCCCAACCAUGUAUCCAGACUUAUCCGCCAUGCAAGCUCACUGGGCCAGCAUCCUUCCCUUCUGCAACCCGUGGUUCUCCAUGCCGAUGAUAGCGGCCGCUUCGGCUAUUUCUAUGUCCAGGUCUUCCCAUCACCACCGAACUCCUUCAUACCACCAUUGUCCUAACUGCAACUGUAUCAACCCUCCGUCCGCUUCCAAAGGAGCCGGACCCAAAACAGCAGACUAUGCCGGGUACCAUCGAUAAAAAGGACUGGGGAAAUUCUGGAGACGUUUUGCAUCUACUUAAAAUAAGGGAAU
This is a messenger RNA of Thamnophis elegans (Western terrestrial garter snake), 1343 nucleotides long. Its product is annotated as heat shock transcription factor, Y-linked-like. Gene Ontology annotation, biological process: regulation of DNA-templated transcription. Gene Ontology annotation, molecular function: DNA-binding transcription factor activity; sequence-specific DNA binding. Lineage: Eukaryota; Metazoa; Chordata; Lepidosauria; Squamata; Natricidae. The record is from RefSeq and is a predicted model, not a curated record.